This is a messenger RNA of Punica granatum (pomegranate), 2394 nucleotides long. The record is from RefSeq and is a predicted model, not a curated record. NCBI's taxonomy places the organism in Eukaryota, Viridiplantae, Streptophyta, Magnoliopsida, Myrtales, Lythraceae.
GCUUUUGUGUCAUCUUCUCCCUUUCUCCCUCCCUCUUUCUCUCUUUCUCUCUCUCUCUCUCCCCCCUCCCCCCCUCUGUCUGUGUUUGAGCUUGAAACUUGAAAGGCUUACAACACAAAAGCUCUCUCUCUUUCUCUCUCUCUCUCUCUCUCUCCAAGUCUGCAGAGAAAGAAAGAACUGGGUGGCAGCCUAUACAUAUAAAUAUAUAUGUGUGUAUGUAUGCAUGUAAGUUCUCUCUCUCUCUCCUGGGGUUUGAUAAAGAUUUAGGCCUUUGUUGAAGAAGAUAGCUCAUAUCACACAAAGUUCUAGCUGUCAAGUGAAGCUUUCGACACGUCUUACGACUGAACUCCCGCCUGAGGUUGGCUACCAUCGCAUGGCCGAUGACGCGAUGAUGAGAAGAAGAACGCGGCGGAGGAGGAGGAGGAGAGGGUUAUGAGAGAUUGUCACUUAUUGGCUUCAGCACCACUACUAGUUGCAACGGAUCAAAUUAGAUCGGAACGGGUAGAAUUGCAGAUGUCGAACUUGACUUCGGCUUCGAACACGGAAGCGAGCGUGAGCUCUUGCGGGAAUAGGACCAUUGAGACUACUGGAGGAGGAGUAGGAGGGCGGUCAAGUAGUAUGUAUCCUCUUGAGCAUCAGUACAGUAGUUUUCAUCCUCCACCGGCUCAGACUUCUCAACCACCUCUCAAGAAGAAGCGGAACCUCCCUGGCAACCCAGACCCAGAGGCAGAAGUGAUAGCCCUAUCCCCGAAAACGCUCAUGGCCACCAACCGGUUCAUAUGCGAGAUCUGUAACAAAGGGUUCCAGAGAGACCAAAACCUCCAGCUCCACCGGCGGGGCCACAACCUCCCGUGGAAGCUCAAGCAGAGGUCGAACAAGGAGGUGAGGAAGAAAGUCUACGUCUGCCCUGAGCCUAGCUGCGUCCACCACGACCCCUCGAGGGCGCUCGGGGACCUGACAGGAAUCAAGAAGCACUUCUCUAGGAAGCACGGCGAGAAGAAGUGGAAGUGCGAGAAGUGCUCCAAGAGGUAUGCAGUUCAGUCGGACUGGAAGGCUCACUCGAAGAUCUGCGGCACGAGGGAAUACCGAUGCGAUUGCGGGACACUCUUCUCAAGGAGGGACAGUUUCAUUACCCACCGAGCCUUCUGCGAUGCCCUGGCAGAGGAGAGCGCUCGGUCGAUUGCCCCGAACAUUAGUAGUAACGACCCGAGACAGUUCCUGCACCACGGGAUCGUGCAGCCCUCCCCGUCCUCCACCUCGAACCCGAACCAGCACAGUGGUUUCUUCAGUAAUUUGCAAAUACCCUUGCAGUUCGACCCGUUUCUCGCCAACCUUAAGAAGGAGCACGAGCCGAUCCAGCAGCCUUUUCCCGGGCUCAGACAUGACCUCAUGAUGCCCCCUUGGAUCGGGUCGGGUCAGGAUAACCCGUUCUCCCAUCAGCCAGUUUUCGCCGAGGGCACAAACCCUAGCCAGGGACCUGGCCAUGCGGGCGGAGUGGGCCCAGCAAUGCAAUCGUUCCAGCAGGCACCACCACUGCCGCCAGCAGGGCCAACCGCCGGCAGCAUGUCAGCCACCGCCCUGCUGCAGAAAGCCGCCCAGAUGGGGCACGUGUACUCGGACCCUGGGAAGAGUGCAUCAGCCGUCUUCGGGCUUGCCCUCUCCUCGUCAAAUGCCGAGGCUGCGAGUGGUCUCCACGCCCCGCCGCACCAGGCUGGGGGGCCGUCUUUGUCCCUGAUGCAGGAGAUGGUGUCGUCAACCCAGUUGCCCGGGACCUCCUACGACUUCCCACCGGCAAGUGGCGGCAGUGGUGGCGGAGGAAGAGUUGGGGCCGGCGGAAGUGAGGGACUAACCAGGGACUUCUUGGGCCUGCGCCCGCUCUCGCAGAGUGAGAUUUUCGAUAUCGCCGGCUUAGGGAACUGCAUGAGCUCUCCUCAUGACCCCCAGAGCCAACAUUUCCAGAAGCCAUGGCAAGGUUAAUCUGAGUACAUCCAACAUCAACCGACAAAGUGACUUACGGUUUAAGGUCGAACGGAUAUAUGGUGGGGGUAUACCGAUCGUGAAGUUCGACACAGUAUAUAUCACUUUUUUAAUGCGAUAAUGAGCAUGUCCGUUUCACGAAGAGUGGUGGUCUAGAGAUUUAUCUGAACCUAUGGACCUGUGGGGUUCGGGAUGCUCCGUAAGGAGUCCGUCCAUUAGCAAUAAAAACACAAGACAGGUAAUUUUGAGAAUAUUUCAUUUCGUUUUUCAUUUUCAAUAUAAUAGUGCCAUAGUAGUAUUAUUAGCUGAAUUAAAUUCCAUCUUUUGUCUCUUUCUUUUCUUUCACUCAUAGUGCCAAAUUACGUCCCAAAGGGAAUAUGGACUCGUCGGAAUAUAUAUUCUUGAGAGAUACACCAA